This is a messenger RNA of Pieris napi, 3706 nucleotides long. RefSeq names its product prestin (gene Prestin). The transcript is spliced from 17 exons. NCBI's taxonomy places the organism in Eukaryota, Metazoa, Arthropoda, Insecta, Lepidoptera, Pieridae. Gene Ontology annotation, cellular component: membrane. Bases 420 to 2543 code for a protein of 707 amino acids. Gene Ontology annotation, molecular function: chloride transmembrane transporter activity; oxalate transmembrane transporter activity; sulfate transmembrane transporter activity. Gene Ontology annotation, biological process: transmembrane transport. The record is from RefSeq and is a predicted model, not a curated record.
AUUUAGUAGCGUGGUCAGUCGUUUUCUAUAAUUAAAAAUCGAUUUUACAUAAUUAAAUAACGAUUAAACGCGUUAUUACUCAGUCUUUGAAUGCAUACUGUGGUGUCUUGAACAAAAUAUGUAGUAGAAAUGUUUACUUAUGUGUUUAAAUUGAAACAUUUAAUUAACGAAAAUACGGGUAGAUAUAAAAAAGCGAGCCAUAGUGACAUUGUAUGUUGUAUUCUGAUGCAAAGUUUAUAAGCCUGAACGCUUCUUUAGAACAUAUGUAACAGUUUAUGGAAAAAUAACAAGUGCAGUUAUAAGUGGAAAUUACCGAAGCCUAUAUAUUAUUCAGUAAUUGGCCGCCCCAAUUAAUUUUAUCAGAACAUAUCGAUCGGUAAAGGUCUAAAUAACAUGGGCCCAGAUAAUUGUAUCUUAAAAUGCGUUUGAAAAAGACGUUGUUAUUGUUCGAAAACGAUUUCCAAAGACGUACACGUGAUAAUGAUGAAGACAUUCCUUUGUUACGAGACGAGGAAAUCGAUGGUGAUGACCGGCCUCAGACGCCGUCCAGUCAGCAGUUCAACGUGAUAAGACGCGUCUACCACCAGGAUGUACUUAAUAAGGAUGCUGACUAUCAUUUGCCUGAAAAGCCUCUGAGCUAUUCGGCCAAAAAAGCGGUCCAGAGUUGCGGUUUUGGGGACUGUCUAUUUAAUUCGUUGCCAAUCAUAAAAUGGCUACCUGCUUACAAACCGAAGACAGAUCUGAUUGGCGAUUUGGUCGCCGGCGCCACCACAGCUGUUAUGCACAUACCACAAGGAAUGGCGUAUGCGCUGUUAGCUCAGGUGCCACCAAUCAUAGGGCUUUACAUGGCAUUCUUUCCCGUUCUUGUAUAUGUUGUGUUCGGAACUUCGCCCCAUGUGUCGAUGGGAACUUUUGCUGUAGCUUGCUUAAUGGCUGGAAAGGUUGUAACCGAGCACGGAGCACAUGAAGUCCCAAUAAAUGGGACAGAUAUUGCUGAAGCGACGUUACAAAUGACAUCGCAGUACUCACAUGUACAGGUGCUUAGUACACUCACAUUCGCUGUUGGAUUAAUACAGAUAAUGAUGUGGGUACUACGUCUUGGAGCGGUGUCAACGUUACUCUCAGAGCCUCUGGUCUCUGGAUUUACAACAGCUGCAUCCUUACACGUGUUAGCUUCACAAGUCAAGGACCUCUUCGGGAUAAGACUGCCUAAACUAGGAAGCAACUAUAAAGUCGUCUUGACUGUCAUAGAAGUGUUCAAAAACAUGUCGAAUUUGAAUUGGGCUGCGCUAAUAAUCUCGUUCAUCACAUGUCUCGUCAUAUCACUCAAUAAUGAAUUACUUAAGCCUUGGGUCAGCAAGCGAAGCAGGGUGCCGGUGCCCAUAGAGUUACUGGCGAUAGUUAUAGGCACUCUAGUGUCUAAAUUCGUUGAUCUUAAAACUAACUACGGUCUUUCAUUAGUUGGUACUAUACCUACUGGUCUCCCAGUACCAGAAGUACCACCAAUGCAGCUCCUCCCAGAUAUAGCUUUAGACGCGUUCACAAUAACAAUGGUCACUUACACGAUAUCCAUGUCUAUGUCACUGAUAUUCGCAGCCAAGGAGAAAUAUGAAGUUGAUGCUAAUCAAGAACUGUUAGCGCUGGGAGCGAGUAACAUGUUCGGUGCGUUCUUUACGUGCGCUCCAAUGUGUGCCAGUUUGUCACGGUCAUACAUACAGUACCAGGCGGGUGGUAAGACUGGUAUAACGUCAGUAGUGAGUGGGGCGUUAAUUCUGUGCGUACUUCUAUGGGUUGGGCCUUUCUUCGAGCUGCUGCCACGCUGCGUCCUGGCUUCCAUCAUCGCUGUCUCGCUCAAAGGCAUGUUCAUGCAAGUCACAGAACUCGCCAAAUUCUGGCGACUAAGUAAACUUGACGCAUUAGUGUGGCUUGCUACAUUUUUGACAACUGUCCUCAUAGACAUUGAUAUCGGGCUUGGUGCGGGUCUUCUAGCCUCAGUGGGAGCUUUGUUCGUGCGAUCUCAGCGACCGUAUACCUGCUUAUUAGGAAGAGUUCUUGAUACAGACCUCUACCUCGAUAUCAAACGGUACCGUGCGGCGGAUGAACUUCCCGGGGUAAAAAUAUUCCACUACUGUGGUGGACUCAACUUUGCAAGUAAGAACCUCUUUAGAGCCACACUGUUCAGGAAAAUUGGCUACUUGAAGGAGACAGACGAAGGGAACCUCACUAACAAGAGUGAGUCAUACGAUUGGGACUCAACGCUUGGCAGAAAGAUAAACUGUGUAAUAAUAGACGCGACUGCACUAUCUUAUGUUGACGCGCCGGGGAUCAAAAGCCUUCUCUCCGCUCAGCAAGAACUCGUCAGCAGUCACAUCACCGUACUCUUAGCUGGCGCUAACGGUCCCGUUCUAGAAAUGAUAGAGAAGUACAAUUCUUUAGAGUCAGAGCAAUUGCAAGUGGAGACAUUCCCGACGGUCCACGACGCCGUCGUCUACUACAAGAUGUUAGAGAUCAAGAAGGAACCCACCAUCACCAUUGCCACGUGAUUACCAUAAUUUUUUGGUCCUUUACUACUUACUGUGAUAGAAUUUCUAUCACUAUUUUUUAAAAUUUUCCACCACUAAUAUUGAAAUAGGAUUUUUUUACCGCUAAUUUUGUGAUAAACAUUAUUGUAUUCACAAUACUUUGUAACAUUUUAUCACAAAUGGUUUAUCAAGUUAGUAUACAGUUACUGCCGUUCUAAUACAGGUUAGUAAACGUUAUUAAAGUUAUACAUCACUUAGAUAUUCAAUGUUUUGCCCAAUCUCAUUACUCAAAUAAUAAAGUGUCGUUUUACAAAGUAUGUUUAUAAAUAGGACCCUUAUUUUAAUGUUACUAAGGGUUAAAAUCAGAGUCGAUAUUUGCGACUUAAAACAAUAAAUAUAUAAAUAUAAAUUUUUGACAUACGGAAAUUGUACUUAGCGGUAAGUCUCGUUAAUCCUAUAUAUAUGUCAUCGGAACAAAAUCCGCAAUUUAUAAACUUUCGUAGGAUUCUAAACGAGAGAAUAUUUGUAUUAUUGUACGCCCACAUUUUCAAAAUUCAAUUUGCGACGUCUUGUGGUGAAGCUAUCAACUAACGGAUAUCCAUUCGUAAGAUUCUACGGCUAGGUUUGGUUAUUUAUCGCUUACUUAUUAUUUUACGCGUGAGUUCAGCAAGUUUGUCAAUUUGCGAAAAUGUGGGCGUAAAAUAAUACAAUUUCCUAGGAAAUUUAUAAAAAUAAAAAUGUGUUGUUUUCGUGCGUCACGCGAGAUGUACGCUGCCAUAUACGAGUAUUUUAGAUUUUAACAAAUAUUUAUGAUUCUACUAUGGCUAUGGGUGAUAUAUGCAAUUGUUGCCAAUUUUCGUGUACCCCUGCUAUCGGAUAGACAGAGCUAUAAUCGCUUUAUACCUAUCUAUCUGAUACGGUUGUGAGACUUAGGCCCAUAUUCAAUAUACAUUAGGUCGUUGAGCAUUGGCGGACUUUAUAUAGAAAUCAUUGCCUUGACACUUAUGUUGGCCAAACAAACUGUUAAUGAAUUAUGGAUUUAUUCCAAUAUAAGUCUAGACCAGUGUUUCCCAAAGUGGGGCCCACGCCCUCAAGGGGGCAAUUUGAAUAACAAUAUCCACUUGGAUUUAAGAAAUUGUUAUAUAAAAUUUCUUAAAUCAAAUCAAAUUCAUUUAUUCAUAUAG